GCACGCCAUCUUUAAACCCCAGAAGAAGGCACUGUUCUGCGCAUCUGCGCCGGGGAUAAAGAUUCACAGUCUGCGUUGUGCGCUGUUUUUUGCCAGAUUUUAUACGUGUGGUCGGUUUAACGUACAAACGAUCUAUUGUUUAUAGGAAACGAGAGAAUUACAAACACGGUGAAGUUCUAGGUUUGUUCACUGCCGUAUUGACAUCGAGAAUUUAUUGGCGAAAAACAACGGCCAAGGCGUUGUUAUUAGCCAGCUAGCAAGCUAGCUGCUAGCUCUCUGUUGUUGCCAUUAAGAUUCAGGGAGCGUUGUUCAAAAGGCGUAUUAUCCCCUCUUUGUUGCCAUUUGUGCUGUUUGCUUCGGACUCGACUGCGUGGCUGCAGUAGGUCCCGACUUCUCCCCCCUCCCCUGCGGCCCAGCCGGAGAUGAGUGGAAGAUGUCCGUUUCGGGACUGAAGGCCGAGUUGAAGUUUCUGGAGUCCAUUUUUGACCCGAAUCAUGAACGUUUUCGAAUCAUUGACUGGAAGCCGGAUGAGCUGAGCUGCCAGUUCAACGUAACCGGAGAGAAGCUGCUAAUCAUUCACUGCAACAUCACGGAAUCGUACCCGUCGACCCCUCCAAUAUGGUUUGUGGACUCCGAUGACCCUAGCCUGACUCAGGUGUUGGAGAGGCUUGACGAUGUCCGAAAGGGCAGCACACUGCUCCUGCAGCAACUGAAGAGGCUGAUCUGUGACCUGUGCCGCCUCUACAACCUGCCCCAGCACCCGGAUGUGGAGAUGCUGGACCAGCCCCUGCCUGCUGGGCCUGUCAAUCAGGAACGCAAGCAUGCCACCACAGAUGAGGUCACCUCAGAGGAAGAGGAGGAGGAAGAGAUGGGAGAGGACAUCGAGGAUCUGGACCACUAUGAGAUGAAAGAGGAGGAGCCGGUGGAUGGGAAGAAAUCGGAGGACGACGGCAUCGAGAAGGAGAACCUGGCCAUUCUCGAGAAGAUCCGCAAGAACCAGAGGCAGGAUCACUUGAAUGUAAGUGCUCAUUCGGGUGCGGUGUCUGGCUCUGUGCAGGCCUCAGAUAGACUGAUGAAGGAACUCAGGGAGAUCUACAGGUCUCAGAGUUAUAAAACAGGGAUCUACUCAGUGGAGCUGGUCAACGACAGCCUGUAUGAGUGGCACGUCAAACUGAGAACGGUAGACCCUGACAGCCCCCUGCAUAGCGACCUGCAGGUCCUGAAAGAGAAGGAGGGAAUGGACUACAUCCUGCUCAACUUCUCCUACAAAGACAAUUUCCCCUUUGAUCCUCCGUUCGUGCGGGUUGUCUCUCCUGUCCUGUCUGGAGGUUAUGUCCUUGGAGGAGGUGCCCUGUGCAUGGAACUUCUAACCAAGCAGGGCUGGAGCAGUGCCUAUUCCAUUGAGUCUGUCAUCAUGCAGAUCAACGCCACUUUAGUCAAAGGAAAAGCCAGAGUGCAGUUUGGAGCCAAUAAAAACCAAUACAAUCUUGCCAGAGCACAGCAGUCAUACAAAUCCCUUGUGCAGAUCCACGAAAAGAAUGGCUGGUACACACCCCCUAAGGAGGAUGGCUAGACGGUGGCCAUGUUGGCAUGAGACCUGGGGCUGGGCCGGGUGUGUGUUCAUGUCGUCAUCGUUUCUCCCUUCUGAUUUUACUCUUAAUUAGUUUGCUGACUGGAGCUCUUCAGUGGGGUGGCCCCUCCACCCCUCCUCCACCUCCGCCCCACCCCCCCCCCCCCCCAGACUGGUUUCACCUUUUUUGACCUUGGCAAGCGGACGGUAUCAGAGUCCUCCCCACUCCCUCCACCCCUAACUGACAACCACAUCAUGUAACCUCACAAGAAGAACUCUCCCCUCGUUUUCUCUCUCUCUCUCUCGCGCUCUCUCUCUCCCUCUCGCUCUCUCUCUCACACACUUUUGUUUUCAUCCUUUUUUUCGUCAGCAGCGUGAUGGCUGUGAUUCCAAUGGACAGAACAAGCUCCUUUUGACUUCAACCAUGUUAGUAGUUGUGGACUGGACUACAAAAGAGGGGGGGAAAGAAAAGAAAAAGAAAAAGAAGAAGAAAGAAAAGAUGGAAAAAAGAAACAGACAAGCCCACUCCUCCCCCUCCUUUAAAAGAGUGGCAUGGGUAGGGUGGAGUUUGGUGACCUGGUGAGUUUGUUGUGGAGAGGGGACGCUAACGUAUGCUGUGGUUGGCUUCUGUGAUGUUCUGUCUAUUUGUACGUAUGUAUUUCCCAUACAACACCGAGACUCCCUGUAUUGGAAUAAGAUGUCCUAAGGCUAUCCCCCGUUUGUUUUGCCUGAGGCCUGUACGCGCAAGCCACGAUAGCAUGGAGGGGUGGGAAGAGGCCGAGCAUAAAGGGAAAGUAAAAUGAUCAUGGAAGGACAGUCUCAUGGUGGGAGUGGUUGAGAACAUGGAAGGAAGGAGAUUGCCCUCAACCAUUGCUUGUCGCCUCCUCAAGCGUCUGCGUGAUUGGCUACAACCUGGCAGUUCCCCUCGUGGAGAAAUGACCAGGCUUAGCAGCGGCAAGGUUUGGUUUCACUCACUGUAAACUGUAGUAGAAUUUAACUCCACAUUGUAAACAUUGUACUUAUGAGAAUGAAUCUUCUUACUUUUUUCUGUUUUUCUUUCUUUUUUUUUCUUUUUUUUUGUCCCUGAGGUAUUCUUACUAUAUGUGAGUGGGUGGGGGAGGGUACAGGCUACAUUUCUUUCCUCAUCAGAGCUAUCUGGACCAGUGGCACUUGACCUUGCAUACAGAAAGUAAUGCAACUUUGCCAGACGUUAAAUCCAUUUCUCCUUGUGGACGUUAGGAAAGCGAUCAAAUUCAGAGGCAUACCUUCCAACCCAUGUUUUCUUGUAAAGCAUUUUCAUGACUACUGCUGUUAUUGUUUUGUUUUCUUUCGUCUUAGUUUUCCGUAAUAGACUGAAAUGCUAAUGUCCCUCAGCUAUUUCUCAAUGGCUGUGACACUGCUUUCAUCUUAAUGCCUACGGUGAUCAUUCCUCUAUAACUAAUGUUGAUGGUGUUGCAAUAAGCGCAGUUGUGCUGGUUAAUUCCUUCACCAGUUCAUCACCACAAACACAGGACUUUUACUUGUUUUGGUUUUGGUUUGGUGACGUCCUCUGUCCAGCUCAUAUACGAUAGACAAAUUUAAGUGACAGACUUAACAGAACUUCAUUAUUAGUUGAAUGAUUAACACAAGUGAUCUUUGCUAGUGUUUGCGUCAUGGGGACUUUCUACCAGCGGUUGUCAUUUUGGACUGGAAGAGAUUGAUCAAGCUAUGAGACACUGAGUGUACGAGCAGGUGUGGAGACGCAACUAGCAUCUGUUCUCGUCAGUUUGAGGACGAAGCGAGUGACCGAGAGCUCCCAAUGGAUGCACACGAAACAUUCACGUCCACACCUAAUGUCUGCUCAACAGAGAAGCCACCUGUGGAUUCCUUGUAAACACACCCUGGUUAGCAUAACUAUGUGAUCUUAGUUAUAAUGCAGUACUAAUAUGCAGAAUUCCUCCCUGCGUUCUGUUGCCAGGGAAGAAGUUCAGAGACUCUGUUCAUUCCUCAUGGACAACUUCUAGUAUGUCGUCAUAAGGGCUCUGGAUUAAUAUACCUGUCUAAGUGGACAGUCGAGUCGUUGGACAGUCUGUCUCACUGGUGUACAUGUAGUCCAUCCUAAGAUCAGACUUACCCACAGGUGUAAAGUCGGUGCGAUUUCGUUGACUUGAAUGACCCUUCAUAUCGAGUGCCCAUAUAGUGAUUUGCCCCGGCUCUUCCCACAAACCGCAGUGACGAAACACAAACUGACUUCCGUGGAUGAUGUACCUGAACAUGCUCCUCAAAAACACGCAUCAUGUAGGAACUACCGAUUGUGUUCUCCUUCCUAACAUUGGGAAGUGUUCAUUUCUCCAUUGUUUUAAUAUCUCACCCCUCUUUCCAGUAUAACUUCUACUCCAUUAAUACUCAAGGAAUACUCUCUUGUUGUAGGUGGCCCCAGGAAAUGACCUUUUCCAGUGUUCAGGAAGAUUGUUUUUUUUUGUUUUUUAUUAUUAUUAUUAUUAUUAUUAUUAUUAUUAUUAUUAUUAUUUUUUUGAUUCUCCGAGCACUAAUGUGUGCUCCGAGAGUCCAGGGACAGGCCUUAUUUUGUUCUGUGUUGAUAGAUGUCAGUUGGUGGUUCCCUACCCAAUGCUCCUACUAGAGCUGACUGUUGACAUUGCAAGCAACUGUUGUAUUAAUCCAAACCAUCCUGCCCCCAUCUCCUGCCGCUAUUCUUAAACACACACACACACACACACACACACACACUCGUUCAGACUACUGCCCAAACGUACUCGCCCCGAGCUCCCGGACCGGACCAGAGUGCAUCAUCAUGGCAGCCGCAUCACUUUUCUGAGUCCUUUUAGAGUUCCAGUGGUCAUCAGUCCUCCUGAUUUCCACUUGUGCGUUCCACGCAGGCUGUUAUCUCACUAACCGUUGCUGGGGUCCCGGUGUGUGUAUGUUGGGAGGGGUGGGCUGGGCUGGGCUGGGCCUUCAAUAUGUACUGGUUCAGGUCAUUGGCCCUUUGUUGUUAUUGGGUGGGUUAUGGAGUUAAGCACUGUUAGCAUGCUUUUCAAUUUUUGUUUUAUUUCUUUUUUUUUUCAUUGUAAGUGUAAUUUUGACCAUGUACAGUAAUUUGUAAACUUGCAUCAAGUUUAUGAAUAAAGAAUUUUAAGAAUAAAUGUUA
Molecule: messenger RNA, 4715 nt
Organism: Alosa alosa (allis shad)
Lineage: Eukaryota; Metazoa; Chordata; Actinopteri; Clupeiformes; Clupeidae
Product: ubiquitin-conjugating enzyme E2 Q2-like
Exons: 13
Coding region: 434-1573 (379 amino acids)
Source: RefSeq, a predicted model, not a curated record